Messenger RNA from Plodia interpunctella (Indianmeal moth), 1652 nucleotides. RefSeq names its product phospholipase A1 VesT1.02-like. Gene Ontology annotation, biological process: lipid catabolic process. The transcript is spliced from 9 exons. Gene Ontology annotation, molecular function: lipase activity. Bases 175 to 1287 code for a protein of 370 amino acids. NCBI's taxonomy places the organism in Eukaryota, Metazoa, Arthropoda, Insecta, Lepidoptera, Pyralidae. The record is from RefSeq and is a predicted model, not a curated record.
CCACUCCGUCGCUAAGUAAUCAGAAGCCGUCGCACGCGCAGCGCAGACCCGCGUUUUGUUUUGUCAUAGAUUGCCAAAAAGCAGUUGCGCCCAUCGCCUCGUACCUACGUCCGUGUAAAAUUUCGUUUUUAAUUUAUUUUUUAUUGUGCCAUACCUAUUUAAAAAUAGAAUAAAAUGUGUGCCAGCCAGUUGUUACGGACGUUUGCGGUCUUUAUCAGUGCAAUACAGAUUUCACAGUCUGCUUACUUAAGAUGUUACAAAGGUUCCCUCGUCAACUACGUGUCAACGCCUCUAGACCAGCCGUUACUCCUGGCAAACUCCACAUGCAUAGACAAAUCUUUGCCCACUGUCAUUUACACCUUCGGCUACAGAGGCCGCGUGCUUGGGCCAGCCACCAGGGCGAUCAUGGGCGCAUAUCUGGCUAAGAGAAAACGCAACGUGGUGCUUCUAGACUGGGAAGACGAGGCUAAAAGUGGCGUGUUUGGAAUACCACUGGGUUAUAUACUGUCGGCCGCUCCGAAGUCCAAGAAGAUCGGAGACAAUUUAGGCGAAGCCCUAGUGACGCUCGCUCAAGCGGGCCUCAACAUGACGCAAGUGCACCUGAUCGGGCACUCCCUGGGCGCGCAUAUCAUGGCUUUCGCAGGGAAAUGGGCACGGGAGAAGGGACACGUCGUGUCUCGAAUAACAGGAUUGGACCCAGCGCGAGCUUUGUUCGAGGGUUCCUUUACCGUCCAGCCAGGUCUGGACCGCAUCUGCGCCCGCUUCGUGGACAUCAUCCACAGUGACCCUGGAGGUUAUGGGACCAGUAAGCCCACUGGUACAGUGGACAUUUGGCCCAACUAUGCCGGCAACGGAGGCUCGCAACCGGGCUGCCCGAAUGGGGAUUUUGACAUGUUUUCUGCUGAAGACGAAUAUAUUGCCGAAGGUGACGACGUCGGACAUAUCCAAAACAUGACAAAAUUGCAAAAAAUCAUUCAGACAAUGAAGCCCAAUUUGUGCAACCACGAUCGUUCUUGGCAGUAUUUCGUAGAAGCCAUUGCAAACCCCACAGCCUUCCCUGCGGCGGCGGCUUCAGACUACGACACCUGGACCAGCUCGGGCGGGAAGUCCACGGAGACUAUAUUCAUGGGAGACUUGACCAAUCAACGAGCUCGAGGCAACUUCUACUUGGUCACAAACGCCAAGCCCCUAUUCGGUAGAGGUCCCGAAGGGCUGGUGCCGGAGAACAAUCAGGCUCGGCGGCGGCGGAACUCCACCCUGGCGCGAUUGCUGAAGUAUCUUAGGUGAUACUUGGCGCGAACAGUGCAAUUCACUGUGUUCUUACUAGGACUUUAGAUUUGUAAGUGACGUUCGUUUGAGGACUUGACAAUCAAAUAUAUUGUACAGGGUGUUAUAAAACACCUAUACAUACUAAGCUAUUAAAUACUACUAACUUAGAUCGAUACCUACGUGUAUUGUGAAUGAACAUACUAAGAACAAACAAUACAUAUUAUGAAAUCGUCUCUAUUAUCGCGGCAUAAAGAUCCAUGCACGCCAUGGGAUCGACUGUACUUAUUAAAAUCUGAUAUUUGAACACUUAAAUUUGGAUACCAAGAGAUGUAUACGGUGUUCAAAUAAAGGAUAUAAAAUAAAUGAAAUUAAGUAAUAACAAA